Pygocentrus nattereri (red-bellied piranha) is the source of this 4457-nucleotide messenger RNA. It is a transcript of the gene pik3r5, whose product is annotated as phosphoinositide-3-kinase, regulatory subunit 5. NCBI's taxonomy places the organism in Eukaryota, Metazoa, Chordata, Actinopteri, Characiformes, Serrasalmidae. Gene Ontology annotation, cellular component: phosphatidylinositol 3-kinase complex, class IB. The transcript is spliced from 19 exons. Gene Ontology annotation, biological process: G protein-coupled receptor signaling pathway; positive regulation of MAP kinase activity. Gene Ontology annotation, molecular function: 1-phosphatidylinositol-3-kinase regulator activity. The coding region runs from base 206 to 2800 and encodes 864 amino acids. The record is from RefSeq and is a predicted model, not a curated record.
UCCUUCUUCACACAGCACUCAGUGCGUGUGUGUUUUACUCUUAAAGCCACUACAAGUCUCUGAAACCUUUUUAGUGACACAAUAAUGGAAACAGUCCGGACCGAACACUGGACAUGAAUCUGGACAUGCAGUGAGAGACGACUGGUUCAUCUUCAGGAUCUCAGGGACAUGGGGAGAGUGUGUUAGAGUAGCAGGCAGUGUGAAGAUGCAGCACACCUCGUGCACGGAGGAUCGGAUCCAGCAUGCGCUGGACCGCUGCCUGGAUGGCCUCCAAUCAUCCAGCACACUCACACAGUCCUGGAACACUGGCUGGUGUAUGAACCGAUGGAGCCUGGAGGAACUCCUGAGGAGAGAUCCAGAAAACUUCCUCAUCCUCCUGCAGCAAAUCCUCACCAGAGCCAGAAAGGUGCAGGAGCAGAGCGAGUACAAGUUGGUGGCGCCUCUUGCCAUCAUGUUCGAGUCAACACUCCUGCAGACCCCGUACUCUCCGGAUGGUGAUCUUCUAGCUGAAGCAUGUGAGGUCUUCCAUUGUUUUCUGACUUGGCCUGAGCCGUACUCCACCGUUUGCCACGGUCUGCUCACGACUCUCCAGCAGGAGCUCCGCGCACCAGGGAUUUCGUACCACCGGCUGGUGAGAGAUGAACAGGGCCUUUCUGCCUCCACUCAUGGUAGCAGAACCAUAACGGUGUUGUUGCUGAACCCAGCGGAUGUUCCUGCAGCGUUUCUCUCGGUGUUAAAGCAGCUGGGUGGAGCUGAGGUUUCCCACAGAGAUGCCAGCAUCACCCUCAUUAAACACGCCUUUCAGUCCACACUGGGUGCCAAAUACCCCCUGACCGCCAUACACACAGCACUGCAGUCUCUCAGCGAAGAGGAGUUGGCUCAGACUCUGUCAUCUGUAACGGAGCUGUUGGAGUCCUCAGCAGCGAUGCCAGAUGUGAGUACAGCUCGAGCUUGUGCAGCGCAGCGCCUGGAGGAAGUGCGGGAAAAACUCAAGAUCCCAGCAUGCAACAGCAGGAACACAGACGGGAUGCUGCAGAUUCUGAGGUUGCCUACAGCCAAGUGCUACACCAUCGACUGGGACAUGGAUAACUUUGAUGUUCUGAACAAAUUUUUGGAAUCGGAGCCUGAUCUGGCCUCCCAACAGACCUCCGAGGGUGCAGCUGAGGAGGACGAAGAUGAUGAAGAUGCAGAUGAAGAGGAGGAUCUUGAGGAGAUGGAGGAUUUUACAUCUCUCGGCUACGUGGACCCGCGAGCGUCCAUGUUCUCCACCGUGUCGUCUCUAUCCACCGCAUCCAAGGACUCAAUGUUCUCCACUUAUUCCCUGGCCUCCUCUGAAUGUUCUCCGCUCUCCACGCUCUCCUCUUCCUCCCAGGCUUCAGGAACUGACAGUGAUUUUUGUGAGGAUGUGGAGGAGGAGUCCCCUGUUCCACCUGUGCUGGGAAAGCCAAAAAGUUCUGCUGGGUUCUCCAAGCGCCUUUCCCGCCUCUUUAAGCCACGAAGCAGCCACUCGCUGUGCCGUGCCAAAAGCCUGGGAAAUGCAGAGGCCAAAGACAUCCUGCCCUCCGUCCGCUCGAAACGCUCCAACUCUGUCCCCCAUCAGGCCUUGAUGUGCAGCUCUGAGCUGGGGCUCACCGAGAGCCUCCUGGCGCAGCAGGCCCUGGGCUGCGUGCGCUACAGGAGGAGGCCCAUCCUCAGCAGCGACGAGGCCGAAGAGCCUAGAGCCGCUCUCCUCAGGGUUCUGGUGUUCGGAGCCGACCACGUGGCUGGGAGGGUGGCCCGGGCGUACAGCAGCCUGCGGAGGAGAGAGAGGGACUAUCCGAGGCUCAGCAGGGCCUUCAGGCUUCGGUUCUUCUUCAUUCCCGUCAGGAGAGAUCCACCAGGAAACGGAACGGUUAACCAGUUCUCUGCCAGUCCACUUAAAACCAUACAGGAUAUAAACGCGGACCAGCCGGAGGACAGCACUAACGACAUCGCCGCCCUGCUGGGCAUGCUUGACCCCUGGUACGAGCGAAACACACUCUGCCUGCUCGACCUGCCGCUGCAUGUGGUGUGUAAGCAAACAUCGAAGCCUGAGCCUGACCUGCUGCAGGAUUCAGUGGAGGAAGGUUUGCCCAUCCUGGCCGACCUGCUGCUGUACUACUGCAGAAAUGCAACACGACCUGCCCUUGUACAACUCUACCAGGCAGAGCUGACGCUGGCUGGCGGGGAGACCAGAACCGAAGUGUUUGUCCACUCUUUGGAGCUCGGACACACAGCAGGGACCAGAGCCAUCAAAGCUAUGGGAGCUGCGAGUAAGCGGUUUGGUAUAGACGGAGACCGUGAGGCACUGCCGCUCUCUCUGGAGCUCGUUUAUAACCAGGUGGUUAUCAGUGGUAGAAGUCAGAAGACGAGGGUGGAGAAAGUUUGCACUUCAGUAAAUCUGACCAAAGCCUGCAGGAACCCUGAGGAGCUCGACCCUAAGAUCGAGUGUCUGCAGCUGACGAUGACAGAGGUGCUGAAGAGACAGAACUCUAAAUCUAAGAAGAGUUUUAAUCAGCAACUGAGCACCACUCGGGCAAAAGUGGACAAGGUGCGGGUGAGUGGAUCUGGAAACACCACCUUCGCUGUGUGUUUGGAUCAGGACGAGAAAAAGAUUCUACAGAGCGUGACCCGGUGUGAAGUGUCGGUGUGUUAUAAGCCGGACAGCUGUGCUAACUGGCCGAGGUUCAGAGCUCUGUCCUCUCCGGUCCAGCCUCUGCAGCCCACGUUCUGCUCUCUACUCUGCCUGCCCAUCGCCACCUUCAGUGGACCCCAACCCUAAACCUCUGAACUCCGACCCUGAGCCUCUGAACCUCUAAACCUUAACCCUGAACCCAUAGUCCUCUAAACCCUGACCCUAAAUCUGUAAACCACAACCCUGAGCCUCUGAACCUCUAAACCUUAACCCUGAACCCAUAGUCCUCUAAACCCUGACCCUAAAUCUGUAAACCACAACCCUGAGCCUCUGAACUUCUAAACCUUAACCCUGAACCCAUAGUCCUCUAAACCCUGACCCUAAAUCUAUAAACCCAACCCUAAAUCCUUAUUCCUUAACCCUGAACCCAUGUAUUCUACCCCAGAACCCCUAAAUUUCAACCCUACAACUCUAAAUUCUUAGUCCCCUAAACCCACCCUUGAACCUCUAAGCCCCAGCUCUGAUCCCUUAGUCCUCUAAACCCCACCCUUGAACCUCUAAGCCCCAGCUCUGAUCCCUUAGUCCUCUAAACCCCACCCUUGAACCUGUAAGCCCCAGCUCUGAUCCCUUAGUCCUCUAAACCCCAGCCUGUUAUUCUGUCAUGUCUUCAGCUCAGGGUGAAAUCACUUGAACUGCACAUAGAAAAGGAGUGUUUGGACACAGCAGCUCUGCUGUGGUGCAAAGUCCUGUUUUUCUGACUCACAUACACGACAAACUGUAUACUGUGUGGUCAUUUUAAUCUACUCAGCUGAUUCUUUAUGUAGCUCACUUUUAAUGCUCAGGAAUAAGUGAUGUUCAAAAGUCACGUUUUAUCAGGACACAUUCUCCUGCUUUACUGUACCAGACCCGAACCCAGACACAGUCGGGUCCUAGAACUGCUCAGGCACUGUGUUUUUAGCUGUGUUUUUUGUAAAUGACAUGUAUAUUUGUACAGUGAAUCAGGGUUUUUUUGUGUGUUUUUUUUUUUUUUAAAAGCAAUUUUACAUUUUAAGAAUAUGUGAAAACGUCUUAAUUCCUGACAAAGAAAAGGCUAUGACCCCUAAUUGUAAUUUGGUUGGUUUGGACAGCAGAGGGCGCUGCUGUCUCAUUACUGAGUGCGGUGUGGCCCUUUGAAGUGGGGCUUCCUGACAGUGGGGUCUUAUAAAGCGCUAAACGUAAAAAAUAAAACACACUGCCAUGGAGUUUGCACACAAAACACUGAAAUCCUUUAUGGAGAAGAAUACUAUCACAUUUUUAAUAUGAAAAAUCAAGAAUUUUGUUUUUAUACGACGACUGCACUGAGUAAAAGCUCUCAGUCUGUGAAAAUUCUCACGUUUUUACAUGUCUCAGGUUUUAGAAACACUUUGUAUGCGAUGUUAUGUACGUAUUAUUCUAACUCUACUGGAUGUAAAUAUGUCUCUGGUGUACUCUGAGAGAAUUAUUUGAUUAUCAAAGCACUUGGCAGAGGGUUAGUUAAGAGAUUUCGCUCAGACAAACGAUUAAGAGACGCGACUGCAAUAGUGUUGUGUAUUCGCAGUAAUGAAGUAACAGCCGCCAUUUGAUUCAACAGCAGUUAGGCUUAGUUUUCUGUGGCACAGACACUGCAUUUAAAAAACCUCUCUGGCAGCUGAAUGGACGCUUCUAAUACGGUACUUUCCAGUCCUAAGGUGCUUUUACUGUGUUUCUAUGGUUUUUAAAUUAUAACAUUAUAAUGUAUAUUACUUGUUACUAAGUGCAAAUAUCGAAUAAAGUCAUUUAACACGUA